UGAAAUUGAGGCAGCAGCCUCCAAGUUUGAUGAUUCUGAGAUGUGCGAUGGUUAUGUAACUGAAAUCUACGAUUAUCUUCAUAACAUGGAGAAAGAGGCAAAGAGAAGGCCGCUGCAAGACUAUAUCGACAAGGUGCAGAAAGAUGUGACUGCAAACAUGAGAGGGGUUUUGGUGGAUUGGUUGGUGGAGGUUGCAGAAGAAUACAAGCUUCAAUCAGAUACACUUUAUCUCUCAAUCACUUACAUUGACAGAUUCUUGUCUCUUAAUCCUCUCAAUAAGCAGAGGCUGCAGUUGCUUGGCGUUUCUUCAAUGUUGAUUGCAUCAAAGUUUCAAGAGAUUAAUCCUCCAACACUUGAUGACUUCUGCUACAUCACAGAUAACACUUACAAAAAGGAAGAGCUGGUGAAGGUGGAAGCCGACAUACUUAAGUCUCUUAAAUUCGAAGUCAGCAGUCCAACCAUUAAUACCUUCUUGAGAAGAUUCUCCAGGAUUUCUGAACAGGAUCGCAAAUAUCCUGAUUUGGAGUUUGAGUUAUUGGGAUGCUACUUGGCAGAGUUGAGUUUGCUGGACUAUGGCUGUGUCAAGUUCUUGCCAUCCAUGAUUGCUUCUUCUGUUGUGUUCCUUUCCAGGUUUAUGUUCCACCCUGAUAAACAUCCAUGGAAUGCAAACCUUGAAAGGUUUUCGGGAUACAAACCUGCAGAUUUACAGGAAUGUGUUCUUCUUAUACAAGACUUGCAGUUGGGUAAAAGAGGAGCCUCCUUGGUAGCAGUCAGAGACAAAUACAACCAGCAUAAGUUCAAAUAUGUUGGCUUGAUGAAGAGCCCUCUUCAAAUACCCAAUUUAUACUUUGAAGCUUGA
Impatiens glandulifera is the source of this 859-nucleotide messenger RNA. RefSeq names its product cyclin-A3-2-like. The transcript has a single exon. The record is from RefSeq and is a predicted model, not a curated record. Gene Ontology annotation, molecular function: cyclin-dependent protein serine/threonine kinase regulator activity. The coding region runs from base 41 to 859 and encodes 272 amino acids. Gene Ontology annotation, cellular component: cytoplasm; nucleus; cyclin-dependent protein kinase holoenzyme complex. Lineage: Eukaryota; Viridiplantae; Streptophyta; Magnoliopsida; Ericales; Balsaminaceae. Gene Ontology annotation, biological process: regulation of cyclin-dependent protein serine/threonine kinase activity; mitotic cell cycle phase transition.